AUGGCUAAGGAGAAGAAAUGCAGCUUUCUUGUCGAAAGAGUUAAUGCCUUACGGAGCAGCCCAAACCCAAGUUGUUUUGCAUUGACGAGAGAGGCUUAUGAAGUUGAAAUGGGCGACGAUGCAACAGAAAUCGGAUGCCGAGAAUCUAUGCGUCAUGCACUUCUUCACAAGAAAUACCGGCCGGUGUCAAUUAUACAAGGUCCGAGUAAUAAAACGAUGGAUACAGCAUGCGAAGAUGAAGAAGGCAGACGUAACACCAAAGAGCGGAUUGAUAAAGUUUCGUACGGAACGUCAUUUCUCGUUGAAGAGUAUCACCCAUUGACAUACAUUAAAAAUGAAGACAAAUAA
Cooperia oncophora is the source of this 348-nucleotide messenger RNA. The record is from the annotation of a GenBank genome assembly. Lineage: Eukaryota; Metazoa; Nematoda; Chromadorea; Rhabditida; Trichostrongylidae.